UCCAAUUCACUACCACCUACCACACCAUACUGUGUUUUAUUCUUCUCUCCCUCCUUCAUUUUCAUUUACUUCUCUGGAGGUAUAUAACUAUUAUUCUUUUUUUUUUUUUAAACAUAAAAAUUGUUUAAAUCUUUUGCCAUGGGAACCCAGAUUUUGCGGCCUCAGGACUGUUUCGUAGAACGAAUCAUGUCUCCUCCCGCUGACUUUUCCCGGCGGAGGAGUUCCGGUAACUACUGUAAUUAUUAUUACCACAGCAACCAUGUUGCCACUUCCAGGUCGUGCCGGAAGCCGGUUGCCCGACCCGAUAAAAAGAAACGGGUUGUUCCGGCUUCUGGCAUGCCGCUGGUGGCGGAGACCUCGGCGGCGGUGUUUAGGAGACCGAGCAGUGAUGAUUCCAGGGUGGCGAGGAGCAAUGGUUUGGAGAAGGUGACGAUUCUACGGAGGGGCCAGUCGCUCGAUUCGGCUGUGAAGAGCGACGUGUACGCCGGAUCGGCGUUCGCUGUGUCUCCGUCGCCGGAAGCGCUUCCUCUGCCGUCUUUUUCGACGAAGAAGCAGGCCUCGGCGGCGGUUGAUGACUCCGCCACGCGAGAUCUGAGGCGUCUGCUCCGGCUCGAAUGAAAACGAGUCGGGUUGCUGUCCCGGAUUUGGAUCGGGUCGGACCCCGACAAAUGAUCCAUAUUACAGUCUCUCUUUCUCACCUUAUUAUUAUCCAGAAUAUUCUCUUUCUCGUCUUCUCUCCGUAACCGUUAACUUUAAGCCCGUCCCGGUUUGAAGUUCUGACCCGAUUGUGAUUUUUUUAAACGAAAGGGUGGAUGAUCUGAACUAGGGGGUGAAAUGUUUAAAGGUUUGGAGUAGCGUUUGAAGCCGUGAGGCUUUGAUGAUGUAACAUGUAACUUGUAACAUAUUUCUAGGGUUGCUUAUUAAAACAUUAAAAUAAAUUUUAGUUUUUGUAGUUCAAAGGGGUGGGAAAAAAAAUUGAGUAAGAAGGGGGGAUAACUAGAGGAGGAACUGGAACGUAGUUUUGUAAAAUCCAGAAAGUGUUUGAAUUUUGUGUGGGUUGGGCUUUCAGUUUCAGCCAUGAACAGUGUGAAGUGAUCAACAAGUGAAUGGUUCUUGUUCUGUUGUGAAUUUGCCAGCUUCUUGUACGCUAUUUUUGUAAAGUGGAGUAAAUUAUUAACUCGGGGA
This is a messenger RNA of Glycine soja, 1185 nucleotides long. RefSeq lists its product as uncharacterized. The coding region runs from base 139 to 618 and encodes 159 amino acids. The record is from RefSeq and is a predicted model, not a curated record. The transcript has a single exon. Lineage: Eukaryota; Viridiplantae; Streptophyta; Magnoliopsida; Fabales; Fabaceae.